Messenger RNA from Notothenia coriiceps (black rockcod), 4646 nucleotides. RefSeq names its product solute carrier family 25 member 36a (gene slc25a36a). Gene Ontology annotation, cellular component: mitochondrion. Gene Ontology annotation, molecular function: pyrimidine nucleotide transmembrane transporter activity. Gene Ontology annotation, biological process: pyrimidine nucleotide import into mitochondrion. The transcript is spliced from 7 exons. NCBI's taxonomy places the organism in Eukaryota, Metazoa, Chordata, Actinopteri, Perciformes, Nototheniidae. The record is from RefSeq and is a predicted model, not a curated record. Bases 926 to 1861 code for a protein of 311 amino acids.
UGUAGCCUUUAUCAUUGUGAAAUUCAAUUCAUAAACGUUAUAAAGGUUAAAUAAACCGAUAAUCCAGGAAAUUGGCUGAAUUGAAUCAUUACAUUGAUGCAAAAAAUCCCCCAAAUCCGAUAAUGUAUUUACCAUAGGCCAUUACACAAUCUCGGGUAUUAGCAUCAGUAUGCAAUAUUACCUACAAUUGCUUUAUAAACCUUCAAAUAUUGUAAAGAUGUUUAUUCGGCCUAAUCUAUGUUGUUUUAUUGUUGUGGCUGUUUUACUUUUAUCUUUGUAUCAAUGAGACAACCAUAGACAUAUAUACCUGUUCUUGUCCAAUGACUUUCAUCCCAAAAUGUGUCACACCUCUAUAUAUAUUUCGUAAACCAUGAUAGAUAAAGGUUUGCAGCAUAAAUCAUCUCUGAUUGAGUCAUCUCUAAACAUGCGAACAGUGCAUGUUCAGGUCCGUGACGUCAGGGGCCAGAUUGACCAAUAGCAGCGUCUGUAUUCCAGCCUAUGAUUGUACAGUAAGUACUAUGAGCUCUGCCUCCUUCCCUCUCGCUGCAGCGAUGAAAGCAGAGGAGAUAAUCGAGACUAACCCGUGGAUGUGCCAUAAAACUGUUCGUUAGAGCUGAGAUAUUCCUUUUCCAGCUGUUAGCCCGGCCAGCUCGCAGGUCUCCGGUUGUUAAGUCGAAGAUAAACAGCUAUCUGUGUGAGAGGCGAACCUGAGCAAGCCGAGAGCGACAGAGGGGGGUUUGUCGGCCCACUGCAGUCUGAAUCAACGCGGACUCGCCCCGCCGCUGGUUCAUCAUCGACGAAAUUUGCCCAUCGACGGGUACAUCGCCUUGGAGGAGGAAAGCAUCGGGAAGAGACGGGAGCCAAGCUCGUGUUUGACCCUUUGCCGCAGCCCUGAGGUGCGCUGCCUGGCAGGGAGUGCUAAAUAAUGAGCCAAAGGGACACACUGGUUCAUCUGUUCGCUGGAGGAUGUGGUGGCACAGUGGGCGCAAUUGUGACUUGUCCUCUGGAGGUUGUGAAGACCAGACUGCAGUCCUCCUCCGUCACUUUCUACAUCUCUGAAGUCCAGCUCAACACCGUCAAUGGAGCCAGUGUGGCCCGUGUCGCUCCACCAGGGCCUCUGCACUGUCUCAAGUUGAUUCUAGAGAAAGAGGGACCUCGUUCACUCCUCAGAGGACUGGGCCCAAACAUCGUGGGUGUGGCACCUUCCAGAGCGAUCUACUUUGGGGCCUAUUCGACAGCCAAGGAGAAGCUGAAUGGCGUGCUGGAGCCGGACUCUACCCAGGUGCACAUGGUGUCGGCUGGGCUGGCAGGGUUCACCGCCAUCACAGCCACCAAUCCCAUCUGGCUGAUCAAGACCCGCCUGCAGCUGGAAACCAGAAACAAGGGUGAGCGGCGAAUGAACGCCUUUGAGUGCGUGCGGCGGGUUUACCAGAUGGACGGCCUGCGAGGCUUCUACAGGGGAAUGUCAGCCUCAUACGCUGGCAUCUCUGAGACCGUUAUUCACUUUGUCAUCUAUGAGAACAUCAAACGCAAACUGCUGGAGUACAAGGCCCGCUCCAGCAUGGACAAAGAGGAAGAGACUGUGAAGGAAGCCUCAGACUUUGUGGCCAUGAUGUUCGCAGCAGCCACCUCCAAGACCUGCGCCACCUCCAUCGCCUACCCUCAUGAGGUAAUCCGCACACGGCUACGAGAGGAAGGCAGCAAGUAUCGCUCCUUCUUCCAGACUCUGCUGUUGGUAUCCCGUGAGGAGGGAUACCGGGCGCUGUACCACGGCCUAACCACCCACCUCGUCAGACAGAUCCCCAACACGGCCAUCAUGAUGUUCACCUACGAGGUGGUGGUCUACAUGCUCGGCCGUUAGCCCACCAGGUACGUCUCCUUCUCGUUUAAAGAGGGAGUCAAUAAGCAAAUGACUGAGAAGAAAGCCCUUGGGUGGGGGUAGGCUAGACGACAUGUUAAAAUGAAGACCAAAGGAAAACCGAUAAUACUCUAAAGGACCAGAAGAAAAAAAAUAAGAAAAAAAGACAAAAGAUGAGGAAAUUGGAGGAAGGGAAAUCCCUUUCUUCACCAUAUCAGCAUCAACACCUCCAGGUCCCUUUGUCAGAUCCUUGAAACCGAUAGAGUUGGCUACAGUUCCCAAAAAAAGGUCAUAGGAGAAUAAAUGAGGCACUGGCAGUAUAAAUACAGAGUUUGGCCCCUUGUAAACUAAGGCCACCCCUAAAAAAUACAAUAAUUUAAGCACAAUUCAGUGGCCUUAACUGAAAAAGGUUUUAGUUUGCACCCUUCCCUUGAAAAACUGCCUUUCCACUCGAUGAUAUUUUAAAAGGGGGAUGCUUGGAGGUAAUUACAAUUGGACAGGAGAAAUGAAAACUAAUGUAGGUCAAUGGUUCUCUAUUGGCACUAUUUGUCUGCACUGGUCUUGCUUCAGUGCUGUGAGACUAGUUUACAAUCAGACGACUGGCAGUUAGCCGUGUAAGCAGAAUGUCAGAAGGAAGCAGGAAACAAAGACUUGGGUCUGUUUUAAAGUCACCAUCUUUGCACUACAAAAAAGUGUGGCUUCAAGCAUUCCCCUCUCAACACUGCAGCCCCCCUCCCCCUAUUGAUGGCCUGAAGUUUAAUCACAGCAGUGAGCUUUCUUGCCUUAAACAGGAAAACACAGAGAUGAGCUUGUGAUGGCCUGUCACUCCCACACAUGCCUCAGAAACUGGCUUGUGUUUCUUAAGAUUUGGAUGAAAGGCUGAUAUUCAGUGUUUCCCCCAUGGCUCUAUAACUCUACGCCUGAUAGUGACUUGCUUCGGGUGAAGUUGGCCUUCUGUGUCCACAGUUUUUAUUUGUUAACACCAAAAUAAGAUUGGCAAAGAAGGCCAGCUUCGGCCUGCACACAGUCGCUGGACAGGUCUUUAAAUACCUUGUGUGAAAAACACGAGACUAACGUGUCCUUUCGUAUCCUCUAUUUUCUGAGAUGUGUGUGAUUGUUCAAAAGGUACCAAGACUAAAGUAUCUAUUAUUGGAGUGCCACUACUUGAAUAAAAUGUGACGGUGUGGGGAAAUGUUGGAGCGGGACAAUGUUGUUGGAAGUUUCAGCAUCCCCCCAUUACCUGUUUGUUUGUGACAGUGUGAGUGUAGGUUUAACGAGUGGGUUACUUUCUCACCCAACUAUGUUUUAAGAAUGUGUGUGUUUGAGCCUCUGCGGUUCGUGUGUGCCUGCAUGUAUAUUAAUUAUUAUCUACUCCAGAUUUCCCUCCACUAACAAUUCAUCUUGCAAGACACUGGGUCUGAGUGUGGAGAUGCUCCCACUCUUACGCCAGUCCUUCCUUCCAGUGGCUUCCAACUGACCUGAUAACAUGCACUUUUGUGGCCUUUUAGGGCUUGUGCUUGCAUUUUAUUGUGUGGACAGUUUGAACUUGUACAUUGUAGAAGUAAAAAAAAGUAUUACUUUAUAUCAAAAUGGUAUUUUGCGCAACUGUUCUUAAAGCAGAUAUAUUGUACAGUUUAGAUUCCUGAGUAGUUGUGAAGGAUGUGCAAAUGUGUGUGUAUAUAAUAUAGAUACUGUUUAUGCAUAUCAUCUAUUGUUUUUUGUUCUUAGGCCCGUGUACGAUCAUGCUGUAGUUUGCAAUUUAUUGGUGCAUUUUUGUGCAAUCUAACCUUGUUUGACAUUGACUGUUGACAAUUGAUUUUGCUUGACUGAUUUAUCUUUCAGUAUAAACUGUGAGUUUAUUUGUGUGUCUCUGUAACCCUUCAUGCAAACAUUUAUGCUUCUGCUUACACUUACAAACUCUGCAGGACAAAUACUUCCAUGAACGCAUUUGUGCAGGAGCGCUGGUUACUCGGUUUUACUGCUUUCAUAAAACUGAUCCAUAUUGCAAAGUUUGGAUGUUCGCGUCAUUGGUAUUGUUUACAACAUGUUGUGAAUAUGAAGAUGUUAUAACUUUAAUGUGAGAGUUCAACAACUGGAAUUGUCUUUCUACAACACUGUACACAGUUGGAACUGUUAAAAACUGAAUACAAAACAUAAUUGCUAAUCUGUUACAGAAAAUGUUGUUGGUGAAAGUAUCAUCAACAUUCAGUUAAAAAGUGAAUAUACUAUACAGAAUGGUUUUCUUUAGGAAAACCCGAUAAACACAUUUCAAAUUGUACCCAACACGUAAUCAAAUUUACCUUAAAAACGUUUACGAUGUUUGUAAUCAAGCUCUCCGUUCACAGUUUACAACCGCGGCAUAUUCAUUCCCCAUAUUAAAAUGAUAAAGUCUGCACAGCUUUCAUGUUGAAAAAUAAGUAUUGUAUUUAAUUUGCCAAUCAUAGUAAAAUACGGUGCAUUCAGGCAUAAUAUUCUUAAACGUGUUGCAGUACACUUCAAGAGGCUUGUGUUGUAAUAGUUCUGUCUUUUGGCUACAUUGCAGUAAUACUUGAGGUCAAAUAACAAUAAUGUGAAACGUACAGACAACUGGACAAACAUUUCACUCUGCUGUGUAGCUCUCAUUUCAGUGUUUGUAUGCAAUCCACUUUCUUUUUGUAUGAUUAACUUGGAGCCUCAAGCAGGGUUCAAUGAAACCUGCCACAUUGGUUUGUGCCAGCUCAAUCGUUGAUGGAUUUUUUUGUUUGUUUGUUUUUCAACAAAAAUAAAUAAAAAUCCACUUGCAACUAAA